UAGCCCAGUAGUAGUUUAGAAUGAGUGACUGGAAGAGACACACCGACACAUAUAGCCAGCGCAAAUUCUAUUAGAUACAUUUUCUCUGACCGGUUAUUGCGGUUUUGAAUAUACCUCUUCAAUCAACUGCGAAGACUGGGCCAGUUGAUUUAUUUUUUCUCCUCUGUAAACUAAGAUUGGGCAUGACCAUGGGGGCCAGGCUGUGGGUGUAGCCACUGAGACAGCUGGGGAGAGGGAGAGAGGAGGAAAAGCAAGCCAGCACCAGCCAAACACCCUGCACUCCUGCUGGGGAAGAUGGGGGAGACAGAGGAGGAAAAGGACCAGGCAGGGAAGCUGUUUGAGAAUUUCAUCCAGGCCUCUACCUGUAAGGGCACCCUGCAGUCCUUCAACCUCCUGUGCAGGCUGCUGGAUCUAGACCCUCAGGACCAUGAGACGUUCUACUGUAGUCUGAAGACCAGGCUCACCUCCUGGAGGGCCAAGGCCCUCUGGACCAAACUGGACAAGAGAACCUGCCACAAGGAGUACAAGAAGGGCCAGGCUUGUGUGGGCACCAAGUGCCUGAUCAUCGGGGGAGGCCCAUGUGGCUUGCGGACGGCCAUCGAGCUGGCUCUGCUGGGGGCCAAGGUGGUGGUGAUUGAGAAGAGGGACACCUUCUCCAGGAACAACGUGCUGCACUUGUGGCCCUACACCAUCCACGACCUCAAGGGCCUCGGGGCCAAGAAGUUCUACGGCAAAUUCUGUGCUGGAGCCAUAGACCACAUCAGUAUUCGUCAGCUCCAGCUCAUGCUGCUGAAGAUCGCCCUGCUCAUAGCUGUGGAGUUCCAUGUCAAUGUGGAGUUUGUCAAACUGCUGGAACCUCCAGAGAACCAGGAGAAUGACGGGSCUGGCUGGAGAGCUGAGAUCAGGCCUGCCGAUCACCCCGUGGCAAACAUUGACUUUGACGUGGUGGUGGGGGCUGAUGGGAGGAGAAAUACCCUGGAAGGGUUCAAGAGGAAGGAGUUCCGUGGUAAGCUGGCUAUCGCCAUCACGGCCAACUUUGUCAACAGGAACACCACGGCCGAGGCCAAGGUGGAGGAGAUCAGCGGUGUGGCCUUCAUCUUUAACCAGAAGUUCUUCCUGGACCUCAAAGAGGAAACAGGUAUUGACCUGGAGAACAUUGUSUACUACAAGGACAACACACACUACUUUGUCAUGACAGCAAAGAAGCAGAGCCUACUGGACAAGGGUGUCAUCAUUCAUGACUACAUAGACACAGAGAUGCUGCUGAGCAGUGAGAAUGUGAACCAGGAAGCUCUGCUGGGUUAUGCCCGCGAAGCUGCUGACUUUGGCACCAACUACCAGCUUCCCACGCUGGACUUUGCCAUAAAUGCCUGUGGCCAGCCGGACGUGGCCAUGUUUGACUUCACCAGCAUGUAUGCCUCGGAGAACGCAGCGCUGGUCAGAGAACGCUUCGGACAUCAGCUACUGGUGGCACUGGUUGGGGACAGCUUGUUAGAGCCGUUCUGGCCCAUGGGUACAGGGUGUGCGAGAGGCUUCCUGGCUGCUUUUGACUCAGCCUGGAUGGUGAAAAGGUGGGCUGAGGGCAGGACCCCUCUGGAGGUGCUAGCUGAGAGGGAGAGUCUUUACAGAAUUCUGCCGCAGACAACCACUGAAAACAUUGSCAAAAACUUUGAGCAGUACACCAUUGACCCUGGGACUCGGUAUCCCAACCUCAUCUCCACCUGUGUCAGGCAAAACCAGGUGCGUCACCUGUACAUCAAUGGAGAGCUGCCAGUGAAGUCGUGCUCUCUGGAGCGUAAUGCUACAAUACGUCGCCCUGUGAACCUGGCCAGACGAGAGUCGGAGAUCAGGCCGGGGAGGCUGCUGACGUGGUGUCAGAAACAGACCGAGGGCUACAGGAARGUGAGCGUGACAGACCUGACCACCUCGUGGCAGAGCGGCCUGGCUCUCUGUGCCCUCAUCCACCGGUUCAGAUCCCACCUCAUAGAGUUUGAUUCGCUGAAUGAGGAGGAUUCGGCUAACAACRUCCAGCUGGCAUGUGACCUGGCUGAGCGGGAGUUUGGGAUCCGGCCCUUCACCACUGGGGAGGAGAUGGCUGCUGGUCAGGAACCAGACAAGAACAGAAUGGUCACCUACCUCUCCAAGUUCUACGAGCUGUUCCGCGGCACCCCCCUCCCCGUCUCAGAUUCUAGAGGGGCCGACGAAAACAGUGAAGACUAUCCUUCCAAGGCAGUCAGAAGUAUGAACAAAGUUCUGAACUUGGUACCAAGAAAGAGGAUACCAAAGGAUGAGAAGAAGCUAGAAGAUACUGACCCAACGUACAAAAGGAGACGAAAAGUCUGCAGUUACUUGGAAGAGGCAACCAACUUCUCCAGUCAGAGUGCGUCCUGUGUGGGUGAGGGGAGGGAGGUGAAGGAGAACAAGGUCCGCUCCAUGGCCAGCCAGCUCCUGUCCAAGUUUGAGGAGAGCAACCCCAGUUUCACCCUCCGGAGACAGUCUCAGUGUGAUUGGGGUUCUGAGAGGGCCCCUCGGCCACGCUCCAUGGACAUGACUGAGACCCCACGCUUCACCAACCUCAGGCAGCAGACCCCACUCAACCCUCCCCCCAAGACACAGUUUCCGUCUGCAACCUGUGCCAAAUAUGCAGCUGAGUGCAUCGCUCGGCCCCCACCACAGCCUCCUCCCAAACCCAAGCUCUCUCCCCAGCUUCAAGCCCAGCUUCAGUCUCAGCACCAGCCCCAACCCCAGUUCCAGCCCCAACCUAAGCUCCAACCCCCAUCCAUCCCACAUCCCACCCUCAGGAAGGUCAGACAGGCUGAUCAGACAUGUGCUCAGAUGCAACCUCAGACGCAGCCUCAAAAGCCAGAGAGCCCAGAGUACACUGGCUACUCUCCCUCCUGCCACUCAGCAGUCCUAGCCAUGUCUAGAAUGCUCCAACGCCUUCAGGAAGUGGAGGAAAAGAUCACCCAGAAGAAAGCUCAGACCCAGAAUGCUAGAGAGUUUCACAAUAAAAGUAUCAAGGAGAAAGCGGUCCACCUGAGAGCACUGUUCUCUGGGGAUGUGAACUCUACGUCCCAGCUUGAUUCUGAUAAACAGGCCAUUCCCUCAGAGUCUGAUCCCAUCCUCCCUAACCCCAGUKCAGAAGUCACCUCAUUAUACCUUUACCCAGAUAUCACCCUUUCUACCUUCUCACCUCCUCAUCCCUAUUCCUCAUCCUCAUCCUGUCUACUACAACCUCAGUCUGGAUCUGCUGGACAGACCAUUCCCUCACCUCACAUCCUCCCUGCUCCCCGUCCUAAAAUCUCUUCAUCACUACUUUGUCCAGAAAUCACCCUUUCUACAUUUUCACCCCCUCAUACAUAUUCUCCAUCCUCUUCCUCCUCUUCCUGUCUACUUCAACAUCAGCCUGGAUCUGCUGAACAGACCAGUCCCUCUCCUCCCAUCCUCCCUGCUCCCACUCCUAAAGUCACUUCCCUCCUUUGUCCAGAAAUCACCCUUUCUACCUUCUCACUCCCUCAAACCGUUUCUUCAUCCUCAUCCAUUCUACUCCAACUCAAGACCAGUCAAUCUGGGGCACUAGAUAUGCAGCUUUGUAAGAAAGAAAUGCAAAGAGAUCCCUUGAAUGAGUCACAUGUGUGUCACAGCAGUGGCUCCACAUAUGUAUCCCAACAACAACGCACUGCAAUACUACAACCAAAGCCAGAACCUGGUUUUAAUAACGUCAAACAGGUAUUUUGCCCCCAGCGCCACAUGCCUGCUAAAGUAACUUGUACUAUCCUCUAAAUCACAAAGGACACGUGUCGACACAAAGGUCUUGCAUGGAAGAAGCAUGUGAGCUGUUUUUUAGCUAUGCUGGGGCCUCUCAUGCUAAGGUUGAAUACAUUUUUGUGGUGCUGCACUUUGUGGGUUAGACUGCCCCUCCCUGUCCACAGAUUUCUGAUAAUUUUGAGCCAGCGCCGUGCAGUCAGUGCAAUCUGAAGCAUCCAGACAGGCACACUAGCUAACCAUAAUGAGAAAACAUUCCCUCCUCUUCUGUGGCCAUACUUUUGAGCUGAGACUCUUAUCUUGAUGAAAGAACUUGACUAAUUUCCCCAACAGUGGCCUUAGUCAGAGAACAAAGUAGUCAAAUCACUAUCUAUCUAUCUAUCUAUCUAUCUAUCUAUCUAUCUAUCUAUCUAUCUAUCUAUCUAUCUAUCUAUCUA
This is a messenger RNA of Salvelinus sp. IW2-2015, 4202 nucleotides long. The record is from RefSeq and is a predicted model, not a curated record. NCBI's taxonomy places the organism in Eukaryota, Metazoa, Chordata, Actinopteri, Salmoniformes, Salmonidae.